AUGCGCCUAAUUAUAGAUCCUCAGUUACGUGAAAAUACCUCGGAUGCUGUGAAAAAGCAGGUUGCUUUCAUCAAGGAACAGCCUGUGAGGGAUAUUGACUGCUUCUUCACUCAAGCUGGGAAUCCACAUGAUACCGGUUUGUUGAAUCAUUUUUCCCGUGACAUACUUCUGAAACGCUGUGGUCGAGCUAUGAACUCUACGCCACCGCAUUUGGUGAAUUUUUGUCCAUAUUUUACUAUUUUCCACUACCGCCGUUGUCGCUUUUACGACUAA
This is a messenger RNA of Dicrocoelium dendriticum, 273 nucleotides long. The record is from the annotation of a GenBank genome assembly. Lineage: Eukaryota; Metazoa; Platyhelminthes; Trematoda; Plagiorchiida; Dicrocoeliidae.